Trichoplusia ni (cabbage looper) is the source of this 1467-nucleotide messenger RNA. RefSeq lists its product as uncharacterized. The transcript has a single exon. The annotation marks the transcript as partial. The record is from RefSeq and is a predicted model, not a curated record. NCBI's taxonomy places the organism in Eukaryota, Metazoa, Arthropoda, Insecta, Lepidoptera, Noctuidae.
UUCUCUGACUAACUCUGCUUCGGCCAAAUUCCUCUUUCUUGAGGUCUAUGACAAAGAGGUUAAACUUGUCCUUGGCGUCGUCUACUGUCCUCCAUCAGUGGACUAUUUCUCCAGAAUCGAACCGGUGCUGGAAUCUAUAGGGUCUGAGUACUCGCACGUUAUCGUCAUGGGCGAUUUCAACACAGAUCUCCUUUCCCAAAAGUCAUCUCGCUCCCGUAAACUCCUCCAAAUCAUCAGUUCCUCCAGUCUUCAUGUUCUUCCCCUUCAAGCCACUCACCACAACAUCAACCGACAUGAUACGUGGCUUGAUCUAAUCCUGCCCUCGACUCCUUCCUUGGUCUUAGCCUCCGGACAACAUCCUGCCCCUGGUUUUUCACACCACGACCUCAUCUUCCUAUCAUACAUCCUUAAACCGCCUAAACCCCAUCCUAGGUACUGCACUUGCGAUCUUUUGCUCGUAUGGAUGCGGAGGUAUUGCAUAGGGAUGCGUUUAAAUUAAAUUGGGACGAGUUGUGUAAUGCUCCCAACAUUGAUAGUAAAAUAAAUAUACUUUGCAACUCAAUUAGGGAGUUGUACGACAAGCAUGCCCCGGUCCGCAAAGUGAAAAUUAAACGUCUGCCUGCCCCGUGGAUGACCAGGGGAGUUCAAAUGAUGAUGCGUCGUCGGGAUAAGUUGUUUCGCAGGUUUAGGAGGGAUCGCUGUGAAGAAAACUGGCGCCUGUUUAAAGCUGCAAGGAAUAAGUGUAACCAGGUGAUACGUAACGCCAAACGCCAGCACAUUCUCAACAAUAUAUCUUCUUCCUCCCCUGGCGAUGUCUGGAAGUUCCUCGGUUCUCUAGGCAUUGGUAGGAUGAGGAACCAGAGCUCUCACUUCACUCUUGGCUUGGAUGAUAUAAAUACAUUUUUUACCACCUCCUCUCCCAUGGAUCACCAAGUCAAGAGCCGCAGCUUAUCUCAAUUGUCAGAGUUGAUGCGGCCUAAUAUUCCACAGUUUUCAUUUUCCUCAGUUGCCGAAGAUGACGUCAAAAAGGCUAUCCUCUCCUUCAAAUCCAACGCCAUAGGGGCUGACGCUAUCAGCCGCCGAAUGAUCACUUCCAUCCUAGAAUUCCUACUCUCUCCAAUUUGCCAUAUUAUAAUUUUUUCCGUUUACACCGGUCAAUUUCCUGAACAAUGGCGUAUGGCACACGUCAUACCCUUACCUAAAGUCCUCAAUCCCACCCUACCCAGUCAUUUUCGUCCCACUUCCAUUAUCCCAUUCCUAUCCACGGUGCUGGAAGAUUGUGUCCAUAGCCAAUUGUACAAACACAUCUCUCGGUACAACCUGUUAAACCCACUGCAGUCUGGUUUCAGGCCUGGCCACAGCACAACCUCUGCGCUGCUCAAAGUGACCCACGAUAUUGCGGCGGGCAUGGAGGAUGCUAAAGCUACUGUCAUAGCUCUGGUUGACUUGUCAAACGCCUUCAAUACC